Messenger RNA from Pipra filicauda (Wire-tailed manakin), 6137 nucleotides. RefSeq names its product translocase of outer mitochondrial membrane 20 (gene TOMM20). The transcript is spliced from 5 exons. NCBI's taxonomy places the organism in Eukaryota, Metazoa, Chordata, Aves, Passeriformes, Pipridae. Gene Ontology annotation, molecular function: transmembrane protein transporter activity. The coding region runs from base 65 to 505 and encodes 146 amino acids. Gene Ontology annotation, biological process: protein import into mitochondrial matrix; tRNA import into mitochondrion; protein targeting. Gene Ontology annotation, cellular component: mitochondrial outer membrane; mitochondrial outer membrane translocase complex. The record is from RefSeq and is a predicted model, not a curated record.
UUUCCUUUGGCCGCUCGGCCCAAGGUGCCUGCGGAGCUCGCGCGGGCGCGGGUCGGGGGGCGCCAUGAUGGUGGGCAGGACCAGCGCCAUCGCCGCGGGGCUCUGCGGGGCGCUCUUCAUCGGCUACUGCAUCUACUUCGACCGCAAGAGGCGAAGCGACCCCAAUUUCAAGAACCGGCUGCGGGAGCGAAGGAAGAAACAGAAGCUUGCCAAAGAGAGAGCAGGGCUUUCCAAGUUGCCUGAUCUGAAAGAUGCUGAUGCGGUUCAGAAGUUUUUCCUUGAGGAGAUUCAACUUGGCGAGGAACUGCUAGCUCAAGGUGAAUAUGAAAAAGGUGUUGAUCACUUGACCAAUGCCAUUGCUGUGUGUGGACAGCCCCAGCAGCUACUACAAGUUCUACAGCAGACUCUUCCACCACCAGUGUUUCAAAUGCUUCUAACUAAGCUCCCUACAAUAAGCCAGAGAAUUGUAAGUGCACAGUGCUUGGCUGAAGAUGAUGUUGAAUGAGGUCACACCACAACGGGGGGAAAAAAAGUUUUCUUACCCCAGAAGAUGAGCAUCAGUAGGGGGAUAAAGGGGCAAACAUAGUAGUUAAUGGACUGUGUACCACAUCGGGUUCUACCAGAGUUAAAAUUAACUUUGUGUAGGUGGGUUUCGCAGGAUUUUAUUUAUUAUCCCAGUGAAAAGUGUAUUUUGAUAAGAAUUCAUUUUAUAAAUACACUGUGUUGAGUUAUCAAAGUAUCACUUCAUUAUUAUUAAAAUACACACUUGUAAUGUUGUACAUAUAAGGCAUAAAACUACGACCUAUUGAAAACCCAAUGCUCAUUUUUGAAAAAAACAAAGUUAUGGCAAUAAAGAUUUAUCUGCACUUGUGUGUCCCUAUAGUACUACUUUAAAUUUCAGAAUAUUUGAGUGUCAGAGCAAAUGAUCUAAAAAUUGCAACAUUAAAAUUUAUUUUUAAUGUUAUGGCUGGUCUUCCAAUGCUUUUAAUUAAGCUUAAAACCUUGUGUCAUUUCCUGAAAAAAUAAACAUAUGAUCAUUAAACAGUAACAGAUCACCUUAGAAAGACAAGCAAAUCACAAUGGUAAUAGAUGCUGGCUGCAGAAAGAGUGACAAAUCCAUUUCUGUCAGGAACAAUAACAUGUAAAAUGAUGCAAGUCAAAACUAUCUGGCAAACAUGAAAGCUCUGUUAAUGCAGGUGUCUGAAACAAAGCUGUUUGGAAUAGAACCUGGGGCAGGUUGUAAGAGCACAAAGGUGGUUUUUUGAAAGCUUGAAACUUUUUUGCAAGAUGUACAGUUAACACUUCAGUCUCUAGUCUUCAAGACCGUAGAAAAUGGUUCUUAAUAUUCUUUUUAAGGCAUUUGCCUUAAGAAAAAAAUUACACUGAUAAGGUAAGACAAUGAUAUCCCUGGGGUAAAUAGUUAAAGCUAAUGGAAUUGGAUGUUGUAAAAUUUUGGUGUGGUGUGGUGAAUUUUCCUCUGCUAGUGCAAAGGAGGCAAAUAAUAUACAGACUCAAGUGAGUAGCAGAAGUGGACUUGUGAAAGCAAGUUUUUCAUGGAUAGGAUCUUCUAAAUGUCAAAACAGAUUGGCUUUUGCUGUUUUCUGGGUUUGAGCUAUCAGCACUCAGGUGGCAGAAGAAACAAUUAAAAAUGUAGCUUUAUCUUUUUGGCAUGGUGACUGAUUUUCAGCUUGAGGAGAAUGCUUUGAAGUGUCAAUUUUCAGACCGGCUGACAGUUUGUACUAAUGAUGCUGAUAAAUUAAUGAGUAAGGUACAAGGUGGCAUAGUCUAAGUAGAAGUGAGGUACUUUGAGAGCACUCUAGCCAACAUUCUCAUCUGUCUCUAUCUCAUUUCAGCCUGGUGUAAGUUUCUGUAAAGGCAGAUUCUCCUCAACAGUUCAGAAAUUGCCUCAUACAGGAUUUUUCAGAGGUUAAGUGGAUAGCUGAUUGUGACCUAGCAGUCAAAUACCUGAGUUUCGGAGUAGAAAUGUUUCUUACUGAGUCAGUCUGCUUAGAUAAUUUGCCAUGGAAGAGUAGUUUCCCUUAACCCCUUGAAAACACGAUUUCCAAAGAUUUGAGGUGCUAUCGAAUCGUUCUGUAAUGCGACAAAUACUGAAGUUAAUGGCUGGUGUGAACAAAAAUUUCUUGAACAGCUGGCUGUAGUUUAGUCGUUGUCCUUGAAUUGUUCAGGUAGCAUAAGGUAAAAGUAAAACUUAAUAGCCAUAUUCUUCAGGUGACAAUGGAUGAGGUGCUCUUUUAAUUUAUUUUAGAGGGACAAAGUUAUUUUGCACUUACUGUGAAAUUGCAGAAGAUUAUGUUUUUAAUGAGGCUUUUUGGAGGAGUUUUUCUUUUCUAACCCUUAUAAGUAAAAAGUAGGAAUUCAUAGGUUAUGUUGACAGAACUGUUAGCAUAUUUACCUGCUGUCCUUGCUGGUGGUGGUCACUUCAGUAUAUCUUUUUAGUUCAGCUUUUAACAUUGUCUUAAGGUAGAUCAAACUCUUCCAUCCUGCCUUGAAAAACAAACCCAAACAGCAUAAGACAAAAGUAGCACCCUUCCUUCAAACCUGAACAAAUUUCUACGCUCUUUGGUGUAAUGAUGGCAAUUUGAAUUCACCUUUUAGCUUACAACAAAUCUCUUCUGAACUAAGUGUUUUUUAGCAAGCCUGGGUGUCAAUUCUGAUCUUGAUGGAAGGCUUGGUGAUACCCUGAUUAUGUCUAUAAAUGUUAUUUGUUUUAAUAAGCAUCACAGACACACAUAUUGCCCUAACCCUUUUUAGUUUUCUUGAUCCUGCAAAGUCAGAUACAAACAAAAUUUUAGAUAGCAUAGGUUUAAAUGUAGCCUUAAAUGAAAAUUUAUUCUCCUACUUGAAAACCCAGAAGUACCUGGUUAGUAUGCCAGAGCAAGCUCUGAUACCUGUUUUGUGUGCCUUGGCUAAUAGAGUUGGAAUGAUAAAUCCUUUUAAUAAGACUUGAAUUUUUUUUUUCUCUCCAAAUCUCCCAGUGAAGCUAAUACCUUACAAACUGAAGACUUGGAAGAUGUUGUCUAGAAUGGGAAUUUGCUGUUGCUCCAACAGUGGCAGGCUGGCAGUGGUGUAGCUAGCAUGCACAGCCCACAGGUGUUUCAGACACAAGCAAAGUACGGGUCAUGAGAAGGGUGGUGGUAGUGAUUGAUGGUACUGCAUCAGCAGCAGUAAUGCCAUUACCUUAGCUCUGUGUAGUACUGUAUUUCUUUUCACCUGUGCAAAUUAAGAAGACGUGAAAGUGAGCCGUUCCAGUUGUGUAUUUGCUGCUACUGAGCUCACAGCUGCUGGUGAAUAAGAUCUAUAAUCUUAUUUUACUGCAGGUUAAACUACUAAUCUUUCUCCCAGAAAGAGCCAUCUUCUUUUCUGUGGUUCUCCAAGAAUAAGGCACUUGUUUUCAGCACUAAAAGGAUUUCCCAUAAAGAAUAUGAGAGGUCUGUUAGUUUUAUGCUGGGAAGUCUUCUGUCAUUGGUUAUGAGCUUCUCAGGCAGCUUUUAUAGAAAAAACACCCAGCUAGUUUCAUUAUCAUGCAGGACUACCUUUGAUGUUUCACCAUUAAGCUUUCUAGAUAAUGGAAUCAAAUCCAAAACCAGAAUGAUCAGGCACACACUGAAUCAUCUGGCAUUAAUUUCCUUUUCCUGGGGGCUGACAGAAUAUUAUUGUUGCCCUUAACUUGAAAAACGGAGAAGUCCCAGGCCUGCUGUGUAGGAGGCCAGCCAGCCAUCAUCAAAGUAAAGCUCUAGCUAUUUAUGCACUGAGAAGAAUCUCUAAAAUUUCAUUUGUACAUCUGUUGAUGGUGUGUUUAAAGUCCCCUAGGCUGAACAGUGGCCCUACAUGACUGUUGUGUUACAGUUAACAUGAGUUAAACAUCAAGGGAAGCUUUGAAGUGGUCACUAAGUGCUUUCAGUGAUGGUUUCAAAGGCAUGUUGUAUAGUACACCCAUGCUUCUGUGUAUUUAAAUGUAUGGAUAUGAAAAGGGCUGUUGUGGAAAAAAAAAAGUAUUCUUCAAGGCUUCUGUUGUACCCAAGUUUUGGUUUGGUUUUUAGUUUGUGUGUUUCCACUGACCAGCAUAGCUUACAGUGUUCUUUAUGCACUGACCAAAAGCCUGUUGCAAAGAGCUGAAACUUGUGCUUAAUUCAUGAGGACUGGGCUAGCUUUUGUUGGAGGCACUCCAGAAAUUGAACUGGUGUGGGUAUCUAUACUUGUUUUCUGCAUUUGUACCAAACUAGAACUUCCCAAAGAAGAUGUGGAUAUCUGAUGCUGUUCUCAGACGGCAGAAUUUGCCACAUCCAUGUAUGAAUGUGUGAGUGAAGCCAUAGAAAACAGCUGGCCCUUCUGUGAUGUUUCUGUACCAAAGUGUCCAGCAUACUGGCAGUAGAUAAUGGGCAGCUUUUUCAAAAUAUAGUGAUUUCCAUGUGUUCGUGAAAAAAAACCCAGGUUCUCUCUUCUUUCCUUGCAGCAGGGGCUAGUUUUACAGAAUAUUUACUCGAUAUCUUUUGAUGAGCUUGCUACCCUGUUUUCUGAUCAUCGCUGCAACUUAGUAAUCCUUAAGUCAUAAAGGCCUCUGUGCUAUAAGCUUUUGAUUCCAGGCGUACGGUUUCUGUUCCUGUUGUGUAAAGCUCAGGCCUUGAUUUAACAUGUCCUGCAUGUAUGUCCUGCAGCACUCACCCGCAAUUACAUCAUUUCCCUUGCACCCUGAGGAUGUUCUCAACUCAUCUUUGGGGUGAGAAGAUGUCUGGUGAUGCUCACCCAUCGUGGGAGAGUUGCUUAACAGAGUGUUGCAACUGGUACAAUGUUGCUUCAACCUACAGAUCUGUCGGGAUGGUCCAUGCUGCAAGACAGUUGUGAAUGGUGUUCAUGUAUGAAAUUCCUAGUGUGCAUGGAGGCAGAAAACAGAUGAAGUCAGAUAGUUUUGCCUCUUUGCAUCUUGGACCCUUGUAGCUCAAAACUGAUUUGGCCAUGCAUCAUUUGUCUGCACAGGUCUUAAUCUAAACAGCAGAGGGCAGUUUUGCACACACAUUUUGUGCAAGCUCAUCCUACAAAAUCCUGAUUUUUAGGAUCUUCGUGUCUUGUGAGGUGAUGCAAUGCAGCAUUUUGUUGAGACAGAUUUGGUACAGUGUAUAAGACAGGCUCAGUGGGGCAGCAGUGGCAAGUGUUUCUACUGAUAAUACCUAAAUUUGGCUUUUUAAAUCCUGUGUGUCUGACUUGUUGAGAUGACGUGAUUAGAAGGAUUUCCCUUUUUCUCUCCAUCCCUCUACACAAACUAGGUAUAUAGAUAAGCCAGCUGCAUUGUACAGCUUCAACUCUGCAACAAAAUACAACUGAAUCCCAUUCCCAGGCAUGCAAGAGAAGAGUUUUCCCCUGCCCAGCUGCAUGAGCUUUGCUAGCUGGAGUGAAAGAAGUGUGCCUGUUAACUGAAGUAGGGGUGGAAGUGAUGACACAUGUAAGGAGAGCCAACUAAAAAAAUGAGGGGGCAAGAUGUUAUAGGUUCGUGACAGGAUGCAUUUUCAAUGCUGGUUGAAUUUCAAAUAAGGUGGCAAAAUCUACUUACCCUGUUGCGAUCCUGUAGCUGACAUGAAGGGAGCUGAUAGGGUCUCCCUCAUGCCUUGGAGACAGAUAUUUGUAUUGUAGUGACAUCCUGGCUCAAAACUGAAUCUUAACUACUUGUACACCUCAGAAGUGAUUUUUCUCUGCUUCCUGGUCUGUGUUUGCAGAGGGAAAGUGUAUGUUUAUGCCAUACAAGUAAAUGGAAAUUUUCCACCCUUGUAACUGUUAGUCAACAUUUUUCCAAGCAUUCAGCUUGUUCGUUAGAAAUUCUUCAAAGUCUGCUUAAAACAUGACAAGUAUCUAGAGAGAGCUGUUUACUAAAAGAUACUGUCUCAGCAAACCAUGCUUCUCCUCCUUCCUUAGGUCACUGUCUAUGUUACACUCUGUAACAUAGCCUGGAAGAUACAGAAUUUUGCUGUAAGAAAACAAUAUUUGCCUGUUUUGGCGUGUAUGUAAAAGAGCAUUUCCUGGAGUUCUGAAACAACCUGGUUAGCAUCUCUUGUUGUAUUUAAUAUUAUUUAAUGAGAAAGAAUGUACAUUCAGUUUUGAUGAUUAAAAUUACAAUGAUUAUUGCA